AUUGCUCCCAGAGCCUCCAUCACCUGCCCACUCAUGCCAGCUCAUUUUAUUAGCCUUACUCUACUUUUCCAAGAAGCCAUGGAAGUAUAAAAAAUAAAGCAAGAAAGGCAGAUGCAUUUGGCUGGCUCAGUGGACUUCUGAAUAUACCAUGAAGAUACUGAGAGCCUGAAGGUUUAGGAGUCUUGCCUUGAAACACCUGACAAACACAAGCUGGGAGAACAUCUAUCCAGGCCUGGAAUUCCAUAAUCCGGGCUCGUUUCCGAAACUUGGUAAUGUAGAGAAAACGUCUACUACUCAACGGGAUAGUCUUCAAGGAAAAUGAACCCCACGCUGGGCCUGGCCAUUUUUCUGGCUGUUCUCCUCACUGUGAAAGGUUUCCUGAAGCCAAGCUUCUCGCCAACCAAUUAUGAAGCUUUGAGCCAGGCCCAAAGGCAGAAGGAAAGAAUGGCAGCCAAGAAGCUUACAAGGCAGAACAUGGAUUUUGGCUUCAAGUUGCUUAAGAAGCUGGCCUCUAAAAACCCUGGCAGGAACAUCCUCCUGUCCCCCUUGAGCAUCUCUACAGCUUUCUCCAUGCUGUGCCUCGGUGCCCAAGACAGCACCCUGGACGAGAUCAAGAAGGGGUUCAACUUCAGAAACAUUCCAGAGAAAGAUCUUCAUGAGGGCUUCCAUUAUAUCAUUCGCGAGCUGAACCAGAAUACCCAAGAUUUCAAGGCGAGCAUUGGAAACACCCUGUUCAUUGAUCAGAGGCUGCAGCCACAGAGUAAGUUUCUGGAAGAUGCUGAGAACUUUUACAGUGCCGAAAUCAUCCCCACCAACUUUCAGAACUUGGAAAAUACUCAGAAGGAGAUCAAUGACUUUAUCAGUCAGAAAACCCAUGGAAAAAUUAACAACCUUGUCAAAAAUAUAGACCCUGGCACUGUGAUGCUUCUUACAAAUUAUAUUUUCUUUCGAGGCAAGUGGCGACAUGAGUUUGAUCCAAAUCUAACUAAAGAGGAAGAUUUCUUUCUGGAGAAAAACAGUUCAGUGAAGGUGCCCAUGAUGUUCCAUAGUGGCAUGUACCAAGUUGGCUAUGAUGAUAAGCUCUCUUGCACCAUCCUGAAAAUACCCUACCGGAAAAAUAUCACAGCCAUCUUCAUCCUUCCUGAUGAGGGCAAGCUGAAGGACUUGGAGGAGGGCUUGCAGAUGGACAUUUUCUCCAGAUGGAAAACAUUACUGUCACACAGGGUCGUGGAUGUGUCUGUGCCCAGGCUCUACAUCACAGGCACCUUUGACCUGAAGAAGACCCUUUCCUACAUGGGUGUCACCAAAAUCUUUGAGCAGCAUGGUGAUCUCACCAAGAUCUCCCCUCGUCGCAGCCUGAAAGUGAGCGAGGCUGUGCACAAGGCUAAGCUGAAGAUGGAUGAGAGGGGCACAGAGGGGGCCGCCGGCACCGGAGCACAGACUCUGCCCAUGGAGACACCACUCGUCGUCAAGAUAAACAAACCCUAUCUUCUACUGAUUUAUGACGAGAAAAUAUCUUCCAUGCUCUUCCUGGGAAAGAUUGUUAACCCUCAAUAAAGGCAAAUUCCUGCUUGCUGCAGACCCUGAACAUGGCUUGGGGCUAAACAUGUUUCAUCUUCCAGAAAUGGAUGUCACAGGCACAGUCAGUUCAGUCCCUCACCAUCACCAUCUCCCUAGGCUGCUCGAAUGAGCAAAAUUGCAAGUUCUAGGAACCCCUGUGCCCCGUUUCCUUCCUGCCCACUCAAAUGCUGGGAUUCAGUGCGCCACCUCCGCCCACUUAGGGGCAUUCUCCUCUCCCCUCCAGCAGGCUGAGGGACUCUGUGAUUUAAUAAACAAACGUUUCUCCCCACAGCCCUGCCCCAGGUUG
Molecule: messenger RNA, 1867 nt
Organism: Cebus imitator (Panamanian white-faced capuchin)
Lineage: Eukaryota; Metazoa; Chordata; Mammalia; Primates; Cebidae
Gene: SERPINA12
Product: serpin family A member 12
Exons: 7
Coding region: 319-1557 (412 amino acids)
Biological process (GO): negative regulation of endopeptidase activity
Molecular function (GO): serine-type endopeptidase inhibitor activity
Source: RefSeq, a predicted model, not a curated record